Molecule: messenger RNA, 291 nt
Organism: Sclerotinia sclerotiorum 1980 UF-70
Lineage: Eukaryota; Fungi; Ascomycota; Leotiomycetes; Helotiales; Sclerotiniaceae
Exons: 2
Coding region: 1-291 (96 amino acids)
Source: RefSeq, a predicted model, not a curated record
AUGGUGGAGUGUGGCUCUCUUCAGAGAGAGGGUGUCUGUAUUAGAAGUGUGGUUGAAUUGGAGAUCUUUGUAGUAUUAAAGUCUUCAAAGACUCUCUGUGAGGAACCAUUGAAGUGGGAUCCUAAUCGGAGAGCAGCCUCGUGGUUGUCUAAGAAGAUCCAGAGAUCUGUGGCCAGUUUGGUUGAUGCUAGAGUGAGGGCUUUUGCUGCCCCUGCUACUGCGGCUGUGGCUUCUGCAUCGAACACUUCUGCACUUUGUAGCGCUAAUGAGAAAGAAUGGUGUGCUAUCUGA